Messenger RNA from Orussus abietinus, 4317 nucleotides. RefSeq names its product trichohyalin. The record is from RefSeq and is a predicted model, not a curated record. The transcript has 8 exons. Lineage: Eukaryota; Metazoa; Arthropoda; Insecta; Hymenoptera; Orussidae. Bases 648 to 3626 code for a protein of 992 amino acids.
UAAAUCGCGAGGAUGCCCGUCGGUGCCGUCCAGCCUCCACGUGCGAGCGCCCGGUGAACGUUCGACCGACGUUCGGCGAGAAAAAGAAGGUUAGAGAAAGUCUGGCCCUUCGGAGGGCGACCACCCUCCAGUGAGCUUUUCGGAACUGCCACGGCGCCACCGGCGUCCACCUAGCGACACGUGCGCCUGGAACGCGGAAGCCGAUUGGCCGAGUCCUGGUGCUAGGUGAGCGCUCCCCGUGAGAGCGAGAGAGACCGCGCGACCGGCCGCCCGCGGGAGCGAGAGAGACGCCCUUAUCUCCGGCCACACUGGCCAAACGCCACCCGGGGAGAUUCGGCCGUAAGGCGCGCCAUCGAUCGCUGCAAAUUGGAUUUAAAGAAGAAAGAGGCGCCCACCUUGCCAAGAGAGAGACCGGGUGCUCGUAGAGGAGGACUCUGAUACCCAGAAAAACGAGGAGUGGCUUUUUUGUCGAGCCGAGGGAAUCGCUCGACGAAGGCCGAGCCGCUCCUAGGAGGUAAAUCCUCGACUGAUCCUGCGAGAAAACAGACAGGAAGCGAGGAGGAACUCGUCCUGCACGACUCGAGCGCGAAUACGAAUGAGAUUCGCACGUUUCAUCGGCGAAGUGACGUGAUCGACCGAACGAGAGGAUGCAGCCGGGGGUUAAGCUGGUUAUGGCCACGGUCUGGCUAACGGCCGUGGUGGGAGCAACCACCCUCCCGAGCAACCCUUUCGACGAUCAAUACUCCCCGCUGCCCCCGCAGCAUCCCGUGCAUCAGGAUCAGGAGGCACUCGAAAAUUGGCAGAAGGGCCAAAAGUUCCUCGGCGACAGGUCGGAAAGGCCCAUCGAGGUCCCCAAGACAGCCGAGGAUGAGUCUCCAGGCGACUGGACGGUGUCCGAGGAGAGGGUGGACGAGGGUUCGAGGACCCUGAAGAGCGUGGAAAAUGGGGAGGCGACCGCCUCGGAGGACGAGUCCUUCGUGGCGGACGACAAUUUCCAGGACCAAGGUCCAGGAUCCGUGGAAGUCUACAAGCUGGAUCUGCACAGGGAAAAAUCCUUGCUAGGGUCAGCAGGUGGAAUAAAGAACCUCCCCCGGAUGAAGAGCAAGGUCCCGAAGAAGGCAUCCAUGGCCAACAGGAUAUCCUGGAAGCCGAAAGCCAUCGAGUCGAAGGUGUCCGACCCGAAGGUCCCUCGAGAGUCCUUGGACGAGGACCAACCCUCCGAGAAGCUUAAGAAGGAGGUCUUCGGGGUGGGAGGGGUGCCAGAAUUGCAGGUUGGUUGCGAAGGGUUGGAAGCGUCGCACAGGUCGAAGAGAUCGCUGGACCCCAAAAGUGAUCUCGACGACUUCGACCCCUCCUUGCACGUGACCCCUCUGACGAUCGACCUGGACUACGAAGAGGGAGAGAGCGACGAGGAGAAGGACGAGCUGCUGAAGCUGCGAAAAAUGGCGACCACGACGCCGAAGCCGGCCCAUCUGAAGAACCGAGGAGACAUAGAAGCGCCCCUGAAGUUGCCAGUGGACCUGGAGAACAUCCUGAAGACCCAGAAGCUUCCGGUUCGAGGAGACCUAGGAGACUCUUCCCCGAGGUCGCGACGAUCUCCAGAGACCGACAAGGUAGAGAUCGAGGUCGACGCCACGACCGAAACGGACUCUUCGACAUCGAACGAGUUUCCUCAGGGCGUGGAAGACGAGGACUCGAGUGACGAGGCCGAGGAACUGGCGGAUAAAUGGUGGAUGGACCAUUUUCUGAAGUCGAGCUCGAAUUUCGGACGCAGGCUCUUCGGCUGGGGGUGGGAGGAGGAGGAGGAGGACGAGUCCUUGAAGAGGACGAACGAGGGGGAGAGAGAGAAGCGCGAUAUCUGGGGAUUUGGGGAGAACGAGGGUCUGGUGUCCAGCGACGAGCUGCAAUCCGAGGAACGGCGGAGGCAGAGGGAGGAGGAAGAGAGGAGACGGGAGGAGGAGAUAAGGAGGGGACGAGGAAGAGGAGGAACCACCGAGGGUGGCCCGUCGAGAUCCGAACAGGAGAUGGAGUGGAGGAGACGGGAACACCAGAGGAGGCUGGAGGAGGCCAGGAGGCCGGAUGACCAGGACAGGGAGAACAAGCGAAGGAUCCACGAGGAGAGGCUCAGGGCGGAGGAAAGGAGGAGGAGUGAAGAGGAGGGGCGCAAGAAGCAGGAGGAGAAUCAAAGGGUGGAGAACGAGAGGAGGCGGCAGUGGUUGACGAGAUGGCGGGAGGAAGAGGAGAGGAGGAGGCUGGAGGAUCAAAGGAGGAAUAAUCAGCCGGUUAACUUGAUCCGUCAGGAAUCUCAGAGAGGAUCGGAUGACACGAGACACACGCAAGAGGAGGAGGCAGAGAGGAGGGAGAGGGAGGAAAAGCUUAGGGAAUACCUUCGAAGGAAUCGACCGAUCGAGGUAAACCCGAGGUUGGAGGAAGCCCGAAGGGGGAGGACAGGCGAGAGGAAGCUCCCCGAAUGGAGGGCGAACGCCACGAGGGCGGAAGAGGAGAGAAGAAGGGAAGAGGAGCACAGGAGGAGAGAAGAGGAGUACAGGAAGAGAUGGGAAGAGGAGAGAAGGCAGGCCGAGGAGAGGAAGCUGCAGGACUAUGUAAGACGAAACCAGCCCGUUACGGUGGCUCCUCGGAGGGAACCGGAUAGACGAGAGGAGGAGGAAAGAAGGAGGAUCUUCGAGGCCGCAAGAAGGUACGACAGGAUGAGAAAUCCGAUGGUGGAGAUAGGAGGAAGAUCUCGGGGACCAUCACCAGGUGCAGGUCCUGCGCCGACAGGAUCGGUAGAAGAGGCUCGCAGGAGGCAGGAGGCUACCAAGCUGCAGGAGGAACGACGGAAACAGGAAGAGGACUACAUGAAACGAGAAGCUGCGCGAAGAGAGGACGAGCGAAGGAGAGAAGAGUCCAGGAGAUACGAGGAGGACCGGAAGCGACAGGAAGCUGCGCGCAGAGAGGACGAGAGGAGGAGGAAGGAGCAGAUAGAGGAGCAGAGGAGGAGGCUGCAGGCCGGCAGGACCUGGACCGUGCAAGGUCGGGAGGACCGACGCAGAAUCGAGGACGAAGGACGAAGGAAGCAAGUCCUGGAGGCAGCCAACCUUUGGGAUCAGCGUCGUCGAGAAGAACAGGAGCGUAGACGUCAACGGGAACGCAUCGACGAAAGGAGGUUGAAGGAGCAGAAGCAGAGGGAGGAGGAAAGGACGAAUCUGUCCGAGCAGAGGAGGAAGUGGGAAGAAACGAGGCUCAACUCGCUCCCUGUGAGCGCGAGGAUAAUAGUUCGUUCGGGGGAUUCCGUCGUAUCCCCGGUCCCGACGAUCCUGUCCAGGAGUGGCGGCGACAACGAGAUCGGUUUCCCGGGAUUCAGCCCCGAGCGGGAGGGUCCGCAGGCGGCUAGGUUCCCAGCGCCCGCCACCGUGAGACCCCCCGUCAGGAGUCCUGCCCCCUGUGUCUGGGCAGUGGUCCAAUGUUGUCCAUACAACAGUCGCAUGACAGCCUGCUUCGAGUCGUUGGGAUGUCCAGGUGUCAACUGGGACCCGAAUCCGUGUCGCCGUUCGCUCGCCCAGUCGGCUCAGUCGGAGAUCAGAGGAUUCUACGCGACGGCGAGCAACAACGAUCCGAGGCACUGAUAACAAGGAUGAUCGAUCAGGAGCCGAUCGAUCGGCCGAUCGAUGGACCCCAGGCCGAUGGCGAACGAUACCUUAUCGCCGCCAAUGGACCGAUAAGAGGAGGCUCGCUCCGAAAUCUUAACACGGGCAGGCUGGACCUUAUCGGCGCGUUCGUUCCCUCUGAUAACCUGAUAACCCACGCACUAACGCGUAGAUGCGUAACCGCGCGUAAUCUUACGACGCGACGUAGACGCCUUGUCGUAGGAUCUAACUUCCUGGUCGGAGAAGUUCUGCCUGGGAAUGGUGUCGAUAAGAGGAGGAAGUACUGUCCGGGGAGGAGGAAGAGGAAGAAAGGAAAACGUGGAAAACGCAACGUCGGUCCGGAAGAGAUGCGGAGGUACCCGAAGGUGGUCCAGAAUCGCAGGUGUCCAAGGAAGAGGCGACUUCUGGGACCUCGGGAUCUGACCUACCCCUGUCGCGAGUGCUCUUCAUGUUCGGCACGUCUAAUAAGAGCGUAGUCGCGUAGUCGUUGGCAGCUUUCUCACUUGUAAUAUAUAUAUAUAUACACGAGCAUACGUACUCCUAAAUACCCGGGGCGUACCUCGAACACCGCGGCGUGAACACUGUAAUAUAGUAGAUAUGUAUAUUUAUGUGUACACCCCUCCGUAACGAGACAAAUACACGUAACGCGUCUAGCCGCGUAAACACCCUC